Molecule: messenger RNA, 2925 nt
Organism: Dujonia railenensis
Lineage: Eukaryota; Fungi; Ascomycota; Pichiomycetes; Serinales; Debaryomycetaceae
Source: the annotation of a GenBank genome assembly
AUGAAAUUUGGUGAUAAUUUGAAUAACCUAUCUAUACCGGAGUGGAAAUCGUAUAAUCUCGAUUACAAUGAUAUAAAACUGAAAAUAAAACAGUUGACGAAAAGAGCGUCGACCUUGGAAGACGAUGAUCAAAGCGAUCUGACUCAGGCAACUGCAAUUAAUAAACUGGGCAGCCAUCGGCCGGUAACCUUGAAAUCUCUUCAAAACACAUUUAUUGACAAUUUUAAUUAUGUCGACCUUUUCAUUAUAACUAAAAGAGGAGAAUUGGAACGAAAAUUAUUACAAAACCAGAAGGUUUUCGGUAAAUAUUCACAACCAAACUCCCAUAUCAGCACGCUAGACUUUCAGAUAAAGUUGAAUGAGUUGAAAUAUCAAGUGUUGGAAAUAUCCAGAGUGCUAAGAAAUUUAAACAGGUUCAUUAUCCUACAGAAAGUGGCAUGCAAUAAGAUCUUUAAGAAAUUCUUGAAAUAUUAUCCGAAAGAGGAUACAGCCGCCAAAUUCAUACAUAACUUGAAAGUUUACCUUUCGACGAACCCUAACAGCUUCAUCAAUAUUGACUUAACCAAUUUGACGUUGGAAUUAUCCUUUUUCUUGGAUUGUACAGAUGAAGAACUAAAGAGAUUGGAAUCGACCCCUAAUGUAGAUGAAGAGAGAAGACAAUCAAAAGGCUCACUAUUUUCAAACAAAUCAUUCAGUUCGACGAGCCCCAAUUCUGUAACAUAUACCCCCAAUCCGCAUCCAUAUGCCAAGCUGAACAAUUCCCAUAAUCCAGUCAGUGUUCAAGCGCAUCCCAGAUUACACCAACAACAGAUACCUUCUUCAAACAACGCCAAGUUCGAUUUGGAUAUCGUGAUAAAAAAGAACUUCAAAAUUGACUGUUUAAUUGCUGAUAACCAUAAUUUAAAUGACGUGCUAUUGAAUUUACAUGUCUUAAUUAACUGUGAAAGUCUAAACGAUGAACUGACGUUGAGAAGAAAUUCUACAUCAUCUUUAGCGUCAUAUUUUCUGCAACAUACCUCUUCGAACACAAAUGCAUCAUCAAAUCAUUCAUUAUUGUCGUAUACGUACCUUACAUCUCCACAGUGGCAUACUAAAGAUUCUCUGGAACAGGGAAUUACGUCGUCUCCAGAGGCUGAAGUUCCAGCUUAUAUUAUAAGCCAAUUGAACCAGCCUACUUCAGUUAUAAUUAGUCAUGUAGGCGGAUUGAGAAGAUUUACGUAUUGCUUUUUGCCUAAUGAAAUUGUUCAAAUGCUUUUAAACCAUUUGAUAGAUCCGUCCGAAGAAGAGUUUGCAAACGAACUACUGGAUUGGUUCUCAGCGAACACUGUCAGCCCUCUCACCAAGAUGGCAAUAGAUUGGAUAUUAAAUAAAAAUUUGAAGCCUACUUUAAAAUUGAUAACAAAGAGAUCAAGAUACAUAAUCAGGAAAUCAGACAAUGACAAGAUUACUAGUACUGGAAAUAGUUUGAAUCAAGGGGAUGGAGAUUCAAAUAAUGGGGUUAUUAAGAAUAGCAGUGACGAUCUAGAAGAAGAUGAGUUACCUACCAGAAAUCUUGAAGAUGACUAUCUUCUUUGCUUGGACCAAGAUAUCGUAACCACCAACAACCCUCUCAAUGUUCAAAACAUUAACUUUGACGCAAGGUUAGCCGAUUUUGAAAGAGAUACAACUUGUAUUUCUAAUUUGUGGAAUGAUGAAUCUUAUGAUAAGUUCCCCUUUCAUCACUUUUCUAUAUCUUCAAACGACUCUAUUUUGUCCAAUUUUAGAAGAGAUAUGAAUAUAAAUUACCUCACAAACAAGUCGACAAACCAACCUAUAUUAGACAAUCCUAAUCAAAGGUCAUUGAAAAGAAUGCCACUUAAAAUUCAACAGCUUCUUGGCUUAACUUCAAUAAAUUUAUUCAAUGGAGAUUUGAGUUUUUACCAUUAUAUGCUUUCAUGUUAUUUCAACAAGCUUCCACCCCAUGAAUAUAUAAAUAGUCAUUAUAUGAAUUUGUUGACCUUGAAUUUGUUUAAGCAAAAUGAAAAUAUACUCACAACAAAUGAGAUGGCCAAAUUCCAUAACAAGAUGUUUGAUAAGAAAACACGUCAAAUUUUGAAGACCCAAUCUUCAUUAAGAUCGAUAAAGCUGCAUAGCGAAAGCAGUAAAAGCAGCAGACCGAUAUCAGCACCUCAUCCUUCACAGUAUCAACAAGCACAACCCCAGCAACAUUUUACUCAGCAUCCUGCGGAAGUUCAAGGUCUUCCAAUAAAAGAAGAAGAGAUACAACUUUUACAGAGUACUCUAUAUGAUUAUAAGUCGUACGGAGCGGUUAACCCACUUAACCACCCUCUUAACACAUAUGGACACAUUGAAGACUCAAAUUUUGCUAUUUUCGAUAGGUUUGUCAAUUUUGCGGCAGAUUUAAAGCAAAGAUUGACAGGUAAGAACAACAACUUUGAUUUAGAGGGUGGUAUGACUUUCCGUGAAUUACUUCUUAAUACGGAGAAUGAUGAUUCGAAUGAUGAGGACAGUGGCGAGAUUCGACAUGAAAAUGAUGCCUCAUCUUACUCAUCGGGAGAAAGACAUACUACCAUCAGAGAAAAGUAUGAAAUACGAUACAUGAGGAAUUACGACGAAAUCUUGUCCAUAAUAUACUUCUCGUUCUUCUUCAUCUCGCUUUUCAUAUCAGGUAUAAUUAUGGGUAUUGUAUACUCAUUAGUAGAACUUUCUACUGAAAAAUCUCAAUUCUUGAUUGAAGACAAUGUAUUCCUAAUUUUCAUCAUUAUCAUUGGUUUACUUUUGAGUUUGAUAUUUAGCAUUAUAAGUAUCAACUUGAAUCUUUCGAGAUAUCAGAAGGGACCGGCAUGGCAUUCAGUACUUGUGUGGUCAGGCGCCGGGUUUGUCUGUCUUUCAUUCAUUUGGUCAUUGGUGAUCUUAUUUGAAUAA